AUGAUCGCAUCGAUCGGCGUGCUUCAGAGUUCAAUCUGCGAGCGUUCGGAAGAACGUUAUCGAUUCCGUGACGAGAUACAACUACGAUCAUCACACCAGAAGUUACCUUUGAUCUAUGCACUCUUUCCAUCGCACACACCCGAACAAAAUUUUGUAGGAAACGACAGUCCAAAGGCAUAUCUGGCUUUAACCUGUAAUACUAACCGUACCAGCGGCCAUUUCCACUGCUUCCUGGCCCUUCCGCUUUUGGAAGAUGCAGAGCACUCAUUCUGGUCACCAAUCUUGGCAGCCAAUCCAGGGAAUCAUGGUACUUUUGAGGCUACCCAAAAUAUUGGAUAG
This is a messenger RNA of Plasmopara halstedii, 339 nucleotides long. RefSeq lists its product as uncharacterized. The record is from RefSeq and is a predicted model, not a curated record. The transcript has a single exon. Lineage: Eukaryota; Oomycota; Peronosporomycetes; Peronosporales; Peronosporaceae. Bases 1 to 339 code for a protein of 112 amino acids.